This is a messenger RNA of Penicillium concentricum, 909 nucleotides long. RefSeq names its product NAD(P)-dependent oxidoreductase. The transcript has 5 exons. Gene Ontology annotation, molecular function: NADP binding; oxidoreductase activity, acting on the CH-OH group of donors, NAD or NADP as acceptor. The record is from RefSeq and is a predicted model, not a curated record. The coding region runs from base 1 to 909 and encodes 302 amino acids. NCBI's taxonomy places the organism in Eukaryota, Fungi, Ascomycota, Eurotiomycetes, Eurotiales, Aspergillaceae.
AUGGGUAGUGCCAUGGCGUCAAAUCUCCAGAAUUAUCUUCAUGCUCAGGGACAACUGCCAUUGCGGUUCUGGAAUCGCACUGCCUCUAAAGGCGAGGCUUUGACGAGUCUUGGUGGAAUUCAUUGCGACUCCAUCGCGGACGUGGUCAGGGACAGUGGGAUCAUCUUCAUCUCGACUAGUAACGACGAAGCACUGCAGACCAUCGUUGCGCAAAUCAUCUCGGCUGGAAAUCUGACCGACAAGAUCAUUGUGGACACAACGACCGUCCUUCCAGAUACAAGCAAGGCUGUUUCAGCCAGGUUGGCACAGGAAAAUGCCUUUCUGGUGUCGGGCCCUGUAUUUGGCUCUGCCCCAAUGGCCGCAGAGCGAAAGAUCCUGAUGGUGGCUGCCGGAGCUCGCUGCACGAUACACCGAAUAUCCCCGUACAUCAAAGAUGUGAUAGCUCGUGAUAUGAUUGAGGUAGCAGACGAGCCAGAAAAGGCAUCCCUGCUGAAAAUAAUUGGGGCUAAGCAAAAUGCAAGGAACUUCCUCGUAUCCGGUCUGACGGAAAUCAUCGGUGAAGCUCAAGUCCUUGCGGAAAAGAGCGACCUGGGUACUGGGGUAGUCGAGAAGUUGCUAGAAGCCCAGUUUGGACCUCUGCCGACCAUGAUUUCCAAGCGGUUGACCCAGGGCGUAUAUAUGCCGCCCAAGGAUCUGGCUCUAAAAGAUGUUCGCCACGCCAUUGAAUGUGGCGCUGUGGUGGAGACUAAAUUGCCAGUCGGGGAAGUCGUUCUGGAGCAUCUCAAACGUGCCAAGGUCUUUUCUCAGGAGCAGGAUCGGCAGUUGGACUCGGCGGCUUCGUACGGUAUCAUUAGAUGCGAUGCAGGUCUAGACUUUGAGAAUGAGUUUGUGAAAAGGAGGGAUGCAUAG